AUGAAGCGGCCACGCAUCCUCCUCCUCGUGCCCGCAGCCGACGGCAGCAACUGGUACCCCUGGCUCGCGGCCAAGCUCGACGCGGUCAAGUGCAAAGUUGUGCUGCGCUGCACCACGACGCCGCUCGCCGCACUGCGCGACGAGUGCGACGGCGACACGGUGCAGUCGCGAUCCCGCGAUGUCGUCCUCUGA
Saprolegnia parasitica CBS 223.65 is the source of this 192-nucleotide messenger RNA. RefSeq lists its product as hypothetical. NCBI's taxonomy places the organism in Eukaryota, Oomycota, Saprolegniomycetes, Saprolegniales, Saprolegniaceae. Bases 1 to 192 code for a protein of 63 amino acids. The record is from RefSeq and is a predicted model, not a curated record. The transcript is spliced from 2 exons.